UGAUUUCAGCUGAUCGACACUGAAAAGUCGUUUCAACAUUAAUUGAAGUUUAUUUUAUAAGCUCUAUAAUUUCUGUUAAAUUGUGUAAUUCGAUGAGCUGAAUUGAAGAAACAUUGACAAAUCGAACAAGCAUGGCAGUAAUUCAUAAUAAUCCUGAUUACUAUUUGAUUGAUCACAGAGAUUUUAUAACAAAUAUUUAUAGAAACGCUAAAAUUGAUGAGAAUGAAUCGUUUUCAUUUAGUAUGUUAAAAAAACUUUUUUCUAUUAUAAAUGUUGAGAAGAAUCAAAGCAAUAGGAAGAGGUCUCAUAACUCUGACGAUUUUCAUAAAGAGACAUUAACAGUAAAAGAAAAAUAUGAAAGUUUUAUUCAAAAAGUGCCUUUGGGAAUUAAAGAAGCUCUUAUUAAGAAAUACAAACUAUUAGAGACGUCGGAAGUAAGAGAUCUUUCCAAACAACUAUUUGAAGCAACAGUUUUUGACUUCAACAACAUUAAAGGUGGUAACAAUGCUGAGACAUCUAUCAAAUGUAGCAUAAAAGACAAUAAUUUCUUGAUACCACCUAAUUCAAGGUUCUUCUGUGGUUGUGUAAAAGAGCAAUGUUUAAAAUUAGAAGGCCUCAAGUUUGACAUUGUGGUAGCCGACCCCCCCUGGUGGAACAAGUAUAUAAGAAGGCUGAAGAGUGCUAAUGACAAGUUGAGCUACUCAAUGAUGUAUAAUGAAGACAUAGCAGCAAUACCUGUAAAAAACCUUCUUUCAGAAAACUGUUUAGUGGUUGUAUGGUGUACAAAUGCUCCCAGCAAUAUUGCCGCAGUCAAAAACAUAAUAUUUCCCAAAUGGGGGGUUGAGUAUAUUGCCACUUGGUACUGGCUGAAAGUGACGGUAGAUUUGCAGCCCAUAUGCGGCUUUGGCUCAGGUAGUAAGAAGCAGCCAUAUGAAAGAAUUAUUUUGGGAAAAGUUGGGGAAGUGAAGGAGGUACCAGAUGCUCAUUUAGUGGUCAGUGUGCCUAGUGCAUUGCAUUCCCAUAAACCACCAUUAUUAGAUCUUUUAUCUCCUCUUGUGAAGACAGAAAACCCACAGGCUUUAGAAUUAUUUGCAAGGUACCUCUUGCCAAAUACAACCAGUGUUGGUUAUGAGCCAUUGAAAUGGCAACAUGAGUCACUGUAUGAGAAAGUAUCAUGACGGGAAUAAAAAUACAGAUAGACAAA
Molecule: messenger RNA, 1204 nt
Organism: Helicoverpa zea (corn earworm)
Lineage: Eukaryota; Metazoa; Arthropoda; Insecta; Lepidoptera; Noctuidae
Gene: Mettl4
Product: N(6)-adenine-specific methyltransferase METTL4
Exons: 5
Coding region: 132-1178 (348 amino acids)
Cellular component (GO): nucleus; RNA N6-methyladenosine methyltransferase complex
Molecular function (GO): methyltransferase activity; nucleic acid binding
Source: RefSeq, a predicted model, not a curated record